This is a messenger RNA of Epinephelus moara (kelp grouper), 4118 nucleotides long. It is a transcript of the gene exo1, whose product is annotated as exonuclease 1. Gene Ontology annotation, cellular component: nucleus. Gene Ontology annotation, biological process: mismatch repair; DNA recombination. Gene Ontology annotation, molecular function: 5'-3' DNA exonuclease activity; 5'-flap endonuclease activity; metal ion binding. The transcript has 14 exons. Bases 151 to 2517 code for a protein of 788 amino acids. NCBI's taxonomy places the organism in Eukaryota, Metazoa, Chordata, Actinopteri, Perciformes, Serranidae. The record is from RefSeq and is a predicted model, not a curated record.
GUUUGCCGCUAAAACUAAACUCGCUCCAGCUAUAGUGUUGUGUGGAUAAAAGUCACAGGAAAGAGACAUUUACUGAAUUUGACAGUAUAUUGUCCCUGCGUGUUGUCUAGUUUCAGAAACAAACAGUGUGGCUAAAAUCAGCAGCUGACGAUGGGAAUCUCUGGAUUGCUGCAGUUCAUCAAAGAUGCUGCAGAGCCUGUCAAUGUGAAAAAAUACAAAGGCCAGACUGUGGCUGUGGACACAUAUUGUUGGCUGCAUAAAGGAGCAUUUUCAUGUGCGGAGAAGCUCGCUAAAGGAGAACCAACUGAUCAGUACGUGUGGUACUGUAUGAAAUAUGUGGACAUGCUGUUGACCUUCAGUAUCAAACCAGUUCUGGUGUUUGACGGACGCAAUCUGCCUUCAAAACAAGAAGUGGAAAAGGCUCGCAGAGAUCGCAGAGAAGUCAACCUUCAGCGAGGCCGACAGCUACUACGUGAAGGCAAAGUGUCCGAGGCCAGAGACUGUUUUUCUCGCUGUGUAAACAUCACCCCAACCAUGGCUCAUAAUCUUAUUAAGGCUGCACGGGCAAGAGGAGUGGACUGUGUUGUGGCCCCAUAUGAAGCUGAUGCUCAGUUAGCUUACCUCACUAAAUGUGGUUUGGCCCAGGCUGUCAUCACAGAAGACUCUGACCUGCUGGCAUUUGGCUGCAAAAAGGUCAUCCUUAAAAUGGACAAGCAGGGCAAUGGACUGGAGAUAGACCAAACUAACAUGGGCCGCUGUCGUGCUCUGGGCAACGUUUUUACAGAGGAGAAGUUUCGCUACAUGUGCAUCCUCUCUGGAUGUGACUAUCUGGCCUCCCUACAUGGCAUCGGCCUAGGCAAGGCAUGCAAACUGCUGCGAUUGGCCAAAGACCCUGAUAUCCUCAAGGUGAUCAGAAAGAUGGGCCAGUACCUGAAGAUGAAUCUAGUGGUCCCUGAACAGUACAUCGCGGGAUUCAUCAGAGCCAAUAACACCUUCCUCUACCAGCUGGUGUUUGACCCAGUCAGGAGGAAGGUUGUACCCCUCAACCCGUACCCAGAGCACAUCGACCCGGCCACCCUCAGCUACGCUGGACUCAAUCUAGGAGAUGAACAGGGCUUGCAGAUGGCCUUAGGAAACCUUGACAUCAACACCAUGGAGAAGAUAGAUGUCUUCAACCCAGACAAACCCAUUCCACAGCUUUCUAAACCCAGUAGUCACAGCUGGAAUGAUUCACCAGCCCCCACUGGGCACAGUAUCUGGAGUGGAGGCUUAAAGCCAGCACCUGCUGCCUCCCCAGACAGGCCUGCCUCUACCAGGGGGAAGGAGAGAAUCACCAGCCUGGAUGGUCUGAGGCUGUCCUGCAGAGAACUGCAGGUGAAAAGACUGCGAGAAGACUCCAAUGUAUCCGACGAGGAUGUGCUGCAGCAAUACUCGUCAUCCAGUCAGAAGCGAUCCAGGUCAGACCAGCAUCCAGACAAACCAACAUUAACCACUCCACCCCGACCACGCAACCGCUUUGCCACCCUGCUGCAGAGGAGGAACCAGGAAGCUGAGGAAGAUGGCCAAGCCACGUGCAGCAGAUUCUUCAGCAUUUCCAGUUCAGCAGCCAGUCUGAGCACUAAGGAGACUGCUCAAGAGGGUUUACCUCAGGGUGCGAGUCUCACUCAGGAAAAUACACUCAGCAUCCAGACCAAUGACAGCGAUGGUCCUGAUGUCCCAUCUAUGGAAACCCCCAGCCCGCCUCCACCACCUAGCAUCACAUCUCCCAGUUCAGCCAGUCAGGGUCUCAGGCUGUUUCACUGGUCAGGCAGCUCCUCUUCGACUGAACAAUCGAGAACGCCAAAGUCAACUUCAGGCCUAACCUCCCUGCAGCAGUUUCAGUAUAAGAGGGAGAGUUUUCCCCUAUUCACAAAGACCCACAGACCCCCUGGAGACAUGUCACCUCUACGUUACUCCUCCUCUGACGGAAACACAGAGGAAAAGAAUGACUUUCCAGGUUCCACCUGCUCCCAGGACAGUGCCUACUUUUCCCAGUCCCAGCCUUACCUCACUUCGUGCCACAAAGAGGAAGUCCUCACCCACAGCUUUCCCUCCUCGUACCAAGACGAUACUGCAACUGAAAUGAGAUCAAGCAAAGAUUCUGAGCCAGAGCAGAGUCCCACACACUCAAUAGAAGAAGAUAAGAAACCUGGCAUGCUCAGGUCAAAGGUUUCAGGUCUGUUGAAGCCACAGUCCAGCAAUCAGCAUCAAGCAUCAAAAGAGCGACUGUUUGGCCCGGCCAGGGCCAGUGGACUGAGGAAAAAGUCUUUGGGUUUUGGAAAGAAAACAGUUUCCUCCAAUAAUGAGAACAACCCUGGUGUCCAGGCCACCAUCAGCAGCCUCUGGAAGAACUUCAGCUUCAAAAAGGAUACCCAGAAGGUGAUUCCCUCUAAGAAAGGAGAGCCCAUGUCUCCUGUGAAAGACAACCUGCCGGCAAACUCACCUCAGACUGACAUUAAUUUAAUCAGCAGCUUCUGAAAGAUGCUUUAAAUGUUUCACACAGUGCUAAGCGCUGUGUGUGGGACUGAAGCUUUUAAACAUACCACUUAUGUUAAUGAUUUCUUGACAAGUUGUAUUUCUUAGUGUAUAGUUUUUAAUAAAGCAACUGGCCUGCAAUAGAAGUGUAUUGUGAUUGGGUGUAGAUUGUGUAGUAACUGAUGUUGAGUUUCUAAAGUUGUAUGAAGUUGGGUUGCAUCACAUCUUGCUAUUGUCAAACCCUUCAACACAGCAGUCAAAGAACGUGUCACCAGGUAAAAAUGCAUAUUUGAAUGUUAAGUGAAAAUGUCCUGCCCACAUGCAUGCUGAGGAAUGUGGCUGGCUUCCUACGGUAUGUCUUCAGAACAGUGUCAAGUAUCUGCACCGGUCAGCCCAAGUACAGGCUUUUCGGUGGGUUUUAGUGUAUAGAACAGUUUAAGUUCUCUCUCUUGUCAAGUGUUGUCAGAUGGACUGUGUGCUUUUUUAGCUGUCAGUACGUUUACAUGGACAGUUUAAUUCCACUUUUAAUCGGAAUGAAAAGCCAUUCCGAUUAAAAGUGGUCAUGUAAACGGUCAUUCCGAUUAAAAAAUGGUCAUUCCGAUUGAAAAUUAAAUCCGAUUAAAGCGGGUGGUUUAUUCAGUUUGUCAUUCCGAAUGAAAGAAUUUUGUGUGUAUGUAUACACUCAUUCCUCUUUAAGUUCAUUCUGGUCAUUCUGCGCAUGCUCGUUUCCUUGCCCUUCUGGCGCGAUGACGUAUAUAGCGCGCAUAGCAAUGGGCUGCAUAGCAACAGGCUGAGAUAGAGCAGUCGGACUCCUUGCGCUCACCGGUUUCCAUUUGCCACAGCACGGUCUUCUAUCUCCCUUCUCCUCCUCAACAGAUGAAGCAUUAGCAGAACAAGGUUGUUGUCGUACUGCUGCUUCAAGAAUAUAAGCAAAACAAGCCCGAAAAAGGCACUAAGAACGGCGUCGUUAAGCAUCUUGUUAUCCGGAGCGAGGACUACAGUGUUUUCUUCCGGUAAACGUAAACACGUAACAUCCGCCCCGCCCCCUAUCCAAUCAGAAACCUUCCCCACUCCAAACCUUGCGCAGACCUGAAUAAAGGCGAUUGAACUGAUCUCCCAUGUAAACCCUCAUUCGGAAUGAAUAUUUCCCAUGUAAACUACCUGGAAAAACUUUAAUUCCGAAUGAUUUCAUUCAGAUUUAUUUUUUAUUCCGAAUGAGAAGCCAUCAUGUAAUCGUAGCCAUUCAACCAAAGAAAAUCUCUCCUCAGGUUAGUCAGUGUAAUCCUGCUUAAAGUUUGAAUCUAUGUCGACCCCCACCUACCUCUGAGUAGAUGAACCUCAUGAUAAGCUCAUAGAAGACUUUUCAUUUGGUGACUUUAAAUCCUUCACCUACCUUUUUUUUCCAAUGGAGUGCUUCAAGGCUCAGUCCUUAGCCAUUAAUUAUUCUCCAUUAAUGUUACUUUUAGGCCAUAUCAUUCCGAAGUUAAAUAUCAGUGUCCAUUUUUAUGCAGAUGACUCCCAGAUCUUAUUCUAAUUUGAGUCCAAUAACACAGCUGGUCAAAUCACAAUUCUGUCCUACAGAGUAUAAACAUUGGCUCUCUAAA